AUGGGCCGCCCUUCGCUGCGGCCCCGCCGCCCCACAUUGCGGCCCCGCCGCCCAUCUUCGCGGCCCUGCCGCCCUUCGCUGCGGCCGUGCUACCCCUCGUCGCGGCCCCGCCGCCGUUCGCUGCGGCCCCGCCGCCCGUCUCAGCGGCCCCGCCGCCCUUCUUCGCGGCCUCGCCGCCCUUCGCUGCGGCCCCGCUGCCUCACGUUGCGGCCCCGCCGCCCUUCGCUGCGGCCCCGCCGCCCGUCUCAGCGGCCCCGCCGCCCGUCUCAGCGGCCCCGCCGCCCGUCUCAGCGGCCUCGCAGCCCGUCUCAGCGGCCCCGCCGCCCUUCACUGCGGCCCCGCCGCCUCUCUCGCUGCGGCCCCGCCGCCCUACUCAGCGGCCCUGCCGCCCUUCACUGCGGCCCAGCCGCCUCUCUCACUGCGGCCCCGCCGCCCUACGCAGCGGCCCCGCCGCCCUUCACUGCGGCCCCGCCGCCUCUCUCGCUGCGGCCCCGCCGCCCUUCUACUGCGGCCCCGCCGCCCUACUCAGCGGCCCCGCCGCCCUUCCCAGCGGCCAUGCCGCCCCUUCACCAGCGGCCCCGCCGCCCUACAUCGCCCGCGCCGCCCGAGCCGCCCGAACUGCCCGAGCCGCCCGAGCCGCCUGAGCCGCCCGAGCCGCCCGACCCUCCCGAGCCGCCCGAGCCGCCCGACCAGCACGAGCCACCCGAGCCGCCCGAGCCGCCCAAGCCACCCGAGCCAUCUGAGCCGCCCGAGCCGCCUGAGGAGCCGAGCCGCUGGUGCCACGGAGCCGCAGUUGGUGCUGUGCCGUCCGAGCAGCCGGGUUGCCGUGCUGCUGUACUGCUGAGCUGCCCGACCCGCCCUGCCUGUGUUUUCGCUUUUGACGCUGAGGGUCGAGCCAUUGACUUUGAGGUUUGGGUAGAUGACCUGCAGCUUUUCCUACAGUGCGAUAGGGCAGACGGUCUCUCCCUCUUUGACCUCACCUCUGGUGCUUCCCCUGCCCCUGCUGCUGAUGCCGACGCCACUGUUCGCUCCCAGUGGGCCACUCGCGAUGCUGCUGCACGUCUUGCUGUGCGUCGCCACCUGCCUACCACUGAGCGCGCGCACUUUAGUCAGUACAAGAGUGCUCAGACCUUGUACGACGCUGUAGUUGCACGCUACUCUUCCCCUGCCACUGCUACACUGAGCCGCCUCAUGCUACCGUACCUCUUUCCUGACCUUGCUGCCUUUCCCAUAGUCGCUGACCUCAUUACGCACCUCCGCACUAGUGACACUCGCUACCGCGCCGUGCUUCCUACUGAGUUCUGCGCCAAGAACCCCCCCCCCAUGUACAUCACUCUCUAUUAUAUAGUCACCCGCCUCCCUAACUCCCUUCGCGUAGUCAGGGACCACUUCCUCUCAGUCUGUCCCACCACUCUCACUGUUGACCUCUUAGAGAAGGCCCUCCUAGCAGCGGAGAAGAGCAUAGUCGCUGUAGGAGCCUCUCGUGGUGACCCUCCCACCCCCAUCUUUGAGGGGUGUUCCUCUUCCCCCCUGUUGCCCUCUGUCGCCUCUGCUGCUGCGGCCGACCUCGUUGGUCUUGAGUCGGUCGGUGCGGCGUCUGCCCCUAGUGGGAGACGCCGCUCUGGCAAGGGAAAGGGGGGCAAGGGCGCGAGUGGAGCUAGCGGGGAUGGUGGAGGUGGCGGUGGAGGCGGCGGAGGGAGUGGGGGUGGCGGUGGGAGUGGUGGCGGGGGUGGAGGUGGCGGUGGCAGCAGCGGAGGCGGAGGCGGCGGCGGCGGUAGCGGUGGGAGCGGAGGCGGCGGUGGUGGCGGAGGUGGAGGCGGCGGUGGUGGAGGAGGUGGAGCUGGUCCGAGUGGUGCUUCGCAGCGGAGCGGCUCCGGGGGUGGUCAGCGCCAGCAACAGCAGCAGCAGCAGCGUUCUCGGGACAUCCCCACUCCUCAGCAGCUCCGUGAGUGGUACACGCAGCGUCAGCGUGGUGGGGGUUUUGGCCCGUGCACCUACGUCCUUCGCUCCGGCGAGCGCGCGGGCGUAGCUAUCUAUGAUCUUGACUUUGAUGCUAUCCUUGCUGCCAUGUAUGCUGUGACUAUAAGUGAUGAGGGUGACUGUUACCGGUGUUUCCCGCCCGACCCGGGCAUUGGUACUGCUGCUCUAGGUGCUGGUGAGGCUGCUGCUCUAGGUGCCAGUGCGUCUGCGCCCUCAGGUGCUGGUGAGUCUGCGCUCUCAGGUACCAGGUCGGCUUCGGCCUCCCUCACCUUCACACUUGACUCCGGGGCUUCUCACUCCUUCUUUCGAGACGGCACCACACUCACGCCGCUUGGUCGGCCAGUUGCACCCCCUCUGGCACUUUGUCUGAGUGGUGCUGACCUGCAGGAUACGGGGGUUCACCAGUUUACUCCUGCGAGUCAACGGGUGACCCACUGCUCGGACGCUCGCACGGGCCGGCACCUGGCCACCUUUUUGCGUCGGCCGGGGUCGAGCCUCUACACCCUGACCACUGGGUCCCCUCCUGUCCCUGCUUCUGGCCAGGUAGCUGCGACGGGUCAGGUGUUUGCUGCAGCGUCCAGGUCUAGUCCUGAGUCUGCCCCCUGCUCGUGUCGCCUCCUGUCUCACGAGACUCUCCUGUGGCACCACCGUCUUGGUCACCCCUCCCUGCCUCGUCUCCGAGGCAUGGCUUCCCGUGUCCUUGUCUCUGGUCUUCCCCGGUCCCUCCCUCCCCUUCCUCCGGGGCCUUGUCCUUCCUGUGUCCCCUGUGUCGAGGGGCGGCUCCGGGCUGCCCCUCACUCCUCUCAGUUUCCCCCGACAGAGGCCCCGCUGCAGACGCUUCACAUGGACGUGUGGGGCCCAGCCCGCGUCCGUGGACAGGGUCACGAGCGCUACUUCAUGCUGGUGGUUGACGACUUUUCGCGUUACACCACAGUCUUCCCCUUGCGCAGCAAGGGUGAGGUCACUGAGGUGUUGAUCGACUGGAUCCGCGCAGCUCGUCUUCAGCUCAGGAGUAGCUUCGGCUCGGACUUUCCUGUUCUGCGUCUGCACUCUGACCGAGGCAGAGAGUUCUCCUCUGGCCUUCUGCGAGCCUACUGUCGUGCGCGAGGCAUCCGCCAGACCUUUACGCUUCCUGACUCUCCACAGCAAAAUGGGAUUGCUGAGCGCCGCAUUGGCAUGGUCAUGGACGUCGCUCGUACGUCCAUGAUGCAUGCGGCUGCCCCCCAUUUUCUGUGGCCGUUUGCGGUUCAGUACGCGGCGCAUCAGAUCAACCUUCACCCCAGGGUCUCCAGGCCAGAGACCUCCCCAGCCUUGCUGUGGACGGGGAAUGUCGGCGAUGCGUCUGAGUUCCGUGUCUCGGGAUCUCGGGCGUUUGUCCGCGACUUGUCUGCGGACAAGCUGUCCCCUCGUGCUGCUCCCUGUGUCUUCCUUGGCUUCCCCCCUGACGCGCCAGGGUGGCAGUUCUACCACCCCACCUCUCGUCGUGUUCUGUCCUCCCAGGACAUCACGUUCGACGAGUCAGUCCCCUACUACCGCCUCUUCCCCUACCGCACUCCUUCCCUCCCCCCGCCACCGCACUUCCUUGUGCCACGUCCCCCCACGGUAGACCCCCUCCCCCCUUCAGGUCCUGCCCCGGUAGACGCAGUCGAGCCGGUCGAGGUUGCUGGUGACUCUGGUACUGCUGCGGGUGCUGAGCCUGGGGGUGCUGACUCUGGGGGUGCUGCGCGCGUGGGUGCUGAGCCUGGGGGUGCUGAGUCUGGGGGUGCUGCGACUGGGGGUGCUGAGCCUGGGGGUGCUACGACUGGGGGUGCUGAGCCUGGGGGUACUGCGAGUGGGGGUGCUGAGCCCGGGGGUUCUACGACUGGGGGUGCUGAGCCUGGGUGUGCUACGUCAGGAGCUGCUGAGCCUGGGGGUGCUGCGUCUGGAGCUACUGAGCCUGGUGGUGCGGAGCCAGCGGCCGCUGGACCUGCUCGUGUGGCGUCUGGCGGUGCUGGGCCUGGAGGUUCUCCGGGUGCUUCGUCUCGGCGGGAGCCACUCUCUCCACAGGAGCUGCGCGAGUGGUUUGCCCGGCGCUGGAGGCGUACUGCUGGAGCUGGAGCUUCUUCGGCCGCUGAGGGUGCUAGUGCUGCCGGUCCCGGAGGUGCUCGUCCUGGGAGUGCUGGGGCUGCUGGGCCUGCGGGUACGACUGGAGCUGGAGCUGUUGAGGGUGUUGGCGUUGAGGCUACUGCUGUCCGUCCUAGCGGUGGUCCUGCUUCGGGUGCUGCUGGUACUGCUGGAGGUCCUGCAGCUGGAGGUGCUGUUGGCGCUGGUGCUGUCCCUGCUGUGUCUGGAGUCGCCGCGCGGCCUCGGCCGUACUUCGUUCCGCUCCUUCAGCAGGUUCUUGGUCUCCCGCCUUCUACUGGUCCUCCUCCUUCCUUAGAGUGUCCACAGCCUGUCCAGUCACAGUCACAGUUACCGCGCGCCUCCCCACUGCCUGCUCCCUCUCCUUACACUGGUCCUACUGGAGGUCUUGCUGAGCGUCGUGAGCCUGUUCGUGCUGCUCGCGCUAGUGGUCGCGGUUCGCGUCAGCGUCCUCCUCCUGUCCCUGGCACGCACUGGAUGUCUCUGCGUCCGUCCACUACUCCUCUGCGUGUCCCUUUGGCUUCUCCUCCUGAGUCCUCUCUUCCUGCGCUUGCCGACCCGGAGUCGGACUCUCUUCGUGCUGCCAGUCCUACCGUCACGCCUCUCCUUGCUACUGUUGUCACUGACCCCUCUUUUGAGUCCACUGCUGCGUCUGCUCUUGUUGCUGAGCUCGUCGACUUUGCUGCUCGCUGUCGUGUAGACUACGCUGCUAGUCUUGUUGCUGAGUCUGCGUCUGUCUGUCCUCCGUCCGUCGGGGGUGAGUGUGCUCUUUACACGGACGUCCUUGAGGACAGGCAGGAGGAGUUCCAGUAUCUGGCUGCUGCUUCACCUCAUCUGGCGUCCGUACUGCUUACCCCUGAGGGAGACCCGGAUGCACUAGACAUCCCGACUCCGCGCUCUUACGCGGAGGCCGUAGAGGGUCCCUACUCCUCUCAGUGGCAGGCAGCUAUGGAUGCACAGAUGGCUUCCUGGAAGUCCACAGGCACCUACGUUGACGCGGUUCCUCCUCCUGGGGCGAACAUCGUCAGUGGCAUGUGGAUCUUCAGGGUGAAGCGGCCGCCGGGCUCUCCACCUGUCUUCAAGGCGCGGUACGUGGCUCGUGGCUUUAGUCAGCGGCAGGAACGUGACUACGAGCUGCACUCCCUUGACUUCAGCACUGCUUUCCUGCAGGGUAACCUGAACGAGGAGAUCUGGCUGCGCCGCCCACCUGGCUUCACUGGGACUUUCCCUCCUGGCACCCAGUGGAGCCUCCGAUGGCCAGUCUACGGUCUCCGCCAGGCACCGCGCGAGUGGCACGACACACUGAGGACUACGCUUGCGGCUCUUGGGUUUGCUCCCUCUACUGCUGACCCGUCGUUGUUUCUGCGCACCGACACCUCUCUGCCGCCGUUCUACAUCCUUGUGUACGUCGACGACUUGGUCUUUGCCACAGCUGACACUGCUGGACUCGCCCACGUGAAGUCCGAGCUGCAAAAGAGACACACGUGCACAGACCUGGGUGAACUGCGCAGCUACCUUGGCUUGCAGAUCACUCGGGACAGAGCACGCCGCACCAUUACCUUGACUGAGUCACAUAUGGUGCAGCAGGUCCUUCAGCGCUUCGGCUUCACGUAUUCCUCGCCUCAGGCCACUCCUCUGUCUACCCGCCACUCGCUCUCAGCUCUGCCUUCGGAUGAGUCCGUAGAGUCGAGUGGCCCGUACCCAGAGCUUGUUGGCUGCCUCAUGUACCUGAUGACCUGCACACGACCUGACCUUGCAUACCCUCUUAGCAUUCUUGCACACUAUGUUGCUCCUGGGAGACACAGACGAGAGCACAUGGCUGCAGCGAAGAGGGUGUUGCGCUACUUGUGCAGUACGUCGGGCAUGGGGCUAGUGCUUGGAGGGCGGAGUCCAGUGGUUCUCACUCGGCACGUGGACGCUUCUUGGGCUGACGACCAGGCUACGCAGCGGUCGUCACAGGGUUACACCUUCAGUCUUGGUUCCGGCUCUGUUUCGUGGCGGGCUACUCGCUCGUCUUCUGUUUUCGGCUCCAGUUGUCAGGCUGAGAUUUAUGCCAGGGCCAUGGCUGCUCAGGAGCUUCGCUGGCUCACCUACCUGCUGACUGACCUUGGAGAGCCGCCUCGUUCUCCUCCAGUCCUGUACGUAGACAACAAGGCCAUGCUGGCCUUGUGUCGGGAGCAGCGCCUGGAGCACAGAACGAAGCACAUUGCUCUCCGCUACUUUCUUGCUCGUGAGUUGCAGCAACGUGGUCAGUUGCGACUUGCGUACGUGGCCUCUAAGGCCAACACUGCUGAUGUUUUCACCAAGGCACUUCCGCCUUGUGAUCAUCAGCGCUUCUGCACUCAGCUGGGUCUUGUGCCUGUCUUGCCUCACUUGCUCACCCCUUGA
This is a messenger RNA of Closterium sp. NIES-65, 6489 nucleotides long. NCBI's taxonomy places the organism in Eukaryota, Viridiplantae, Streptophyta, Zygnematophyceae, Desmidiales, Closteriaceae. The record is from the annotation of a GenBank genome assembly.